AUGUUUUCACCAAAGGAUAACGGCCAUGACAGGAUUCGGGAGGUAGAGCACCAUCUUGUGAGGCCAUCAAUGGAGAUGAAGGAAGGAACGCCGAGAAGCCAUGACAGUGAGAACGAGACUAAUGAUGAUGGUGGGAUUGAGGAUGCGAAUGAAGUGAAUGAUGAUGAAGGGGCUGAUGAUGAGACAGGCUAUGGAUCAGUGGAAUCUGGUGCAAUACUUUACAGUGAAGAAGAUGAUAUCAUGACUAUUCUCCAAGCACAGAAUGAAGAGAUUGCUCAUAAGAGGAGAUUGGCUAAACAAAAAGGGAAAAUAAGACGAUGCAAACCCAAUAAUUCUAAAAAGGAGAGGUCUAUCAUGGUGCGUUUCAGAGAUGGUUUAGUGAAACGAAUAGAUGAAGAUGAAUCAAAAGCUUUGGAAGUAUUGCCAUCUGUUGAGGAGAUCAGAGAGGGGGAUAAGUUGAUAUCAUUACAAAGGAGGUUCAUGUGGAGUAAGGAGGAUGGAAAGAAUGGCAUAGCGAUGGUAAGGAGUAAGAAAAAUCAAUCAAAGAUGAGUAGCUUACAAUGGAAGAAACUGAAAGUCUUGGAAACGGGUUUUUAUGGUACUGUUUAUCUUGCAAUUGUUGUUGAUACACAAACACCGUAUCAGAGCUUCAUUGCUGUAAAGAGAUCCAUUUUCAGAUUGGCAUUCUCACUGAAGAAAGAAGAACAGAUUUUUAAAUCAUUGUGCGAAGGUGAAAGCAGUGGUUGCGAAGAAAUCAUUCGAUGCUUUGGAAUUGAGACCACGGUAGAGCACAGACCUUAUUUUUACAAUCUUCUGUUGGAGUAUACUCCUCACGAUUCUUUGGAUGACUUAAUCCACAAGAAACUUCUGCUGGGGACCGACGUGAGCGUCAAUGCACACGUGAUUGUUAAAGGACUUUCGCAUAUUCAUCGUAAAGGAAUUGUCCACUGUGACCUCAAGCUGGAGAACAUUAUUUUGUUUCCUUCAUUGGACAAAGAGAGUACAAAAUAUCAAUUGAAGAUCGCAGAUUUUGGAUUAUCUAAGACCAAAGAGGAAGAAGCAGAUGUUGAGGUUUGGAAGUCCAAGCCUAGAGGUAUGCCAUCAUACUUGUCGCUAGAGGAAUUUUCCAAUCAUAUUGAUGCUCCGAUGGAUAUAUGGGCACUUGGUUGCAUAGUGAUUGAAAUGUUGGUAUUACAAAUGCUCAAUGGAUUGCCUGCAUGGGGUGAGAGCUUUUUGCGUACUGAGGAGUAUUUGAGGUUCUUCGUUGAGUAUCUUGAACUAUCACCAAAGAAGCCGAAAGAAAUCAGUAUUUUCUGUUAUGAUUUUCUGGAAAAGUGCUUUAUGAAGGAUCCUAACAAGAGGUGGACUAUUGACAUGCUUCUUGAUCAUCCUUUUCUUUAUAUCACACUUUUCUAUUCAUAUCAUCCUUUUCUUUAUGGUUCAUGUAGUUAG
Messenger RNA from Arachis ipaensis, 1452 nucleotides. The record is from RefSeq and is a predicted model, not a curated record. Lineage: Eukaryota; Viridiplantae; Streptophyta; Magnoliopsida; Fabales; Fabaceae.